AGUCAGCCCACCCAAGCAUUCAGAACGUUCCCUCUUUCAGUCCACUUUAAGCCCCACUCCAUGCUUCGGUUGCCUAAAUCAAGUCCUCACGAGCGAGGACAAUUCCCAGAACUCCCUGCGCUGUAGGCUCCAUGGGCACCCAGAAACUUCAAGUCCCAGAGUUCCGUGCGGCGGCGACUCCCGCGAGUUGGAGAUGGCCGGGCCCCCGGCUUCUCCGCGCCGCUCGCUCUACAAACUGGUGGGCUCUCCGCCAUGGAAGGAGGCUUUCAGGAAGGGCUGCCUGGAGAGAAUGCGAAACAGCCGGGACAGGCUUCUGAGCAGGUUCCGCCAGGCUGGCGGCUGCGUGCCUGGGCCGGCCCCGAAUGCCCUGCUGGCGCGGGAGGUGAUGGAGGAGGAGUGGAGGGCUCUGCGGUCCAUGGAGGACUCUCCCGAGCACUUGGCUCAGUUGGGGUUGCCCGUGGACCUGGCCGUGCUGGAGGAGAUCCAGCAGGAGCUGGUUGACCAAGAACUGUCCAUUAUCAGCGAGUAUGAGAAUAGCCUGCAGUUCGAUGAAAAGUGUCUGAGCAUCAUGCUGGCUGAAUGGGAAGCCAACCCUCUCAUCUGUCCUGUGUGUACAAAGUACAACCUGAGAAUAGCAGGCGGUGUGGUCACGUGUCCAUGUGGCCUGUCCAUCCCAUCCCACUCUCCAGAGCUGACGGAGCAGACACUCCGUGCCUGUUUAGAGGACAGCAUAAGUGAGCACAGCGCCCACUGUCCGCACACCCCAGAAUUCUCUGUCACCGGGGGCAUGGAGGACAAGCCCAGCCUUCUCAUGAGCUGUCUGGGCUGUGACACCUGGGCUGUGAUCCUCUAGCGCCAGCUCCCAGCGCUCUGCUGUGCUGACAUGACACCCUCCCCAUGACAGAGGCCUUGUAUAUACCUGCCAUUAAUUUAUAAUUUAUUUUAUAUUAAAAAUUUUCAAAUACC
Molecule: messenger RNA, 966 nt
Organism: Ochotona curzoniae (black-lipped pika)
Lineage: Eukaryota; Metazoa; Chordata; Mammalia; Lagomorpha; Ochotonidae
Gene: RPAIN
Product: RPA interacting protein
Exons: 7
Coding region: 194-853 (219 amino acids)
Biological process (GO): protein import into nucleus
Cellular component (GO): PML body; nucleus
Source: RefSeq, a predicted model, not a curated record